Messenger RNA from Conger conger (European conger), 1948 nucleotides. RefSeq names its product EEF1A lysine methyltransferase 2 (gene eef1akmt2). The record is from RefSeq and is a predicted model, not a curated record. Gene Ontology annotation, biological process: peptidyl-lysine dimethylation; peptidyl-lysine monomethylation. The transcript has 7 exons. NCBI's taxonomy places the organism in Eukaryota, Metazoa, Chordata, Actinopteri, Anguilliformes, Congridae. Gene Ontology annotation, molecular function: protein-lysine N-methyltransferase activity. Gene Ontology annotation, cellular component: cytoplasm. The coding region runs from base 190 to 900 and encodes 236 amino acids.
CUACUUGCGUCACAAACAUCCGGAAGGAAUGGCGUCGCUGGGAAAUGUAGGAAGAACAGCGUCCAAAAGUACUAAGAUUUGAAUUUAAUAGUUUAAUCUAAUGUUUGUCUAAUCUCAUGAUUUCGAAUUCAUGCAGAAUUGUCCACUUUGGCAUCCCGUACAAAACGCUAGCGUAGCUUACUUGUCAGUAUGGAUUCCAACGGGGUUCCACAUGGCAAUCAGGAUACGACGAAAAAUUACGAAGAACAAGAUCUGGAACAGGACUUCAGGUCUUCAGAACUAGGAACAAAACAAUAUUGGGAUGGUGCCUACCAAAGAGAGUUACGGACCUACAAAGACAUCGGGGAUGUUGGAGAAAUAUGGUUCGGUGAGGAGAGCAUGAACCGUUUGAUCAAAUUUCUAAGGAAAGAAAACGUCGAAACUGAUGCUGCCAUACUCGACGUUGGAACGGGGAACGGAAUUCUUCUUGUUGAAUUGGCUAAAUCUGGAUUCACAAACCUUACUGGCAUAGAUUAUUCUGCAGCUGCAGUAGAACUGGCCAAAAAUGUACUGGAACAAGAGGGUCUGUCCAAUGUGAAAGUUAUGGAGGUGGAUUUCUUGAGUUGUCCUGCGAACCUGACCGGAUUUGACGUGUGUAUGGACAAGGGCACUUUCGAUGCCAUCAGUCUGAACCCGGACAGCACUGUGGACGGGAAGGCGCACUACCUGAAGGCCCUGCAGUGGGCGCUCCGCAAGGGAGGCCUCUUUGUCAUCACUUCCUGUAACUGGACCAAGGAGCAGUUGCUACACUUCUUCAAACAGGAAUUCGAGUUCCAUCAAGAGCUGCCCACGCCCAGCUUCAUGUUCGGAGGGAAGACCGGCCACAGCGUGACAGCCUUGGUCUUCAAACGUCUGCACUGAGCGCCGCCACGUUACGCCAGGAUCUGCUGUCAGUUUCCAUGGAUAUUUCAGUAAAAACAUUCAUGUGUGAGACCUGGUGCCUCUAAACGAUGAAGAAUGAGGUUUGCGGUGCCUAACGGGCAUUUAUUUAUGACAGUCACAUGUGUGCCCACACACACGGAUAGACAUUUUUUUUAUGUUUCUGUAAACCUAAUGUUCUGCAAUGUUCUUUGUAGAAAUGUUUCAGUUUCUUGUUAUGGCAAGACAACAACAGGUAGGUGGAUUUUCAGUCCAGGAACAAUACUUUUCGAUAGAUUUACACCGUCUCACUGCCAUUUAUAAUGACCUUUUAUUCAAUUUUACACUUUGUAUUCAGGGUACCAUCUCUGAAUUAUACACAGUAAUAAUGCUAUUUCAUAAAAUUUGCAAAGGGGUCAAGUUAAGCAGGCGAACAGGAGAUUUUAACAGUUCUUUAAUAUUACUAAAAAAGUUUGACUAUACCUGGGAUUGCCCUGGUGCUACAAAUACCAGAGUUGGACAUUCUGCUGCUGUGCAUGUUUAGACAUCCAUAGUGCAGGUGAAAGACGUUGCAAACUGCAAUUGUGCCUCCAGUCUCUGAACCAAACAAUAGUAUUGAUGGGGGAAAAAAAUAGUACAUAUAAUGGUCACAAGAAGCAAUGUUGCCAGGUCAGGGUUCAACGAUAAUGUUUGCCAGGGGCAAGUGCAAACAGGUAUUGAACAAGUGAAAUGUCAGGGCUGUUCAGGGCUGAUUCACAGUUCAGCAAGUGCAAGUCUCCAUUUGGCACCACUAAAUGAGCGCAGAAGCUGAGUUGUGAGAGGGAAAAUAAGACCAGCACCACGUUGUGUUGUGAGACUCCCGACCAAUCAGAGAUCUGGAAUGUUUGGUCACUAUCUGUCACUGUUUACGUAAAUUAUUGAUUGUUGUCAAUUCCUAAAUCUCUAAUACCUAAUCUCAGAUGACUCCUCUUGUAACAAUCUUCUAUUUUUGAGGUUGUUGUUUUGUCUUCCUAAAUCUGAAUAUACCAGAUAAUAAAUAACUUCAAUAUUA